Molecule: messenger RNA, 987 nt
Organism: Tribolium madens (black flour beetle)
Lineage: Eukaryota; Metazoa; Arthropoda; Insecta; Coleoptera; Tenebrionidae
Exons: 2
Coding region: 280-891 (203 amino acids)
Biological process (GO): cellular response to hydrogen peroxide
Source: RefSeq, a predicted model, not a curated record
UGGUGAUAAAAAUGAAAGGCGGCAAAAAUUUGAAUUUUGAAACCUUCUAGAACUGACGUUUCUGUUCAGGCAUGCGCAGUGACGUAUUACGACUUAAUUCCCAAGUUAUCCAUCAUUAGUCAUCAAUAUUUGUGUUUUGGUUUAUCUCAGAGGAUCAUCAACAACCGUCGGUGCGAAUUCCAGUCGUGUGCCCCCAUUCCGAAUCUCCUUCAGCCGUGUGCUGGCUUUGAUGAUGAGGAAUGUACCAAAAAUAGUUGAGGUCUCCCCCAGGUGCCAGAAAUGUCGCAAGGAGAGCAAUCCCUGCUCAGCCGUUUGCAAAAGCUCGACUUGGAGACUAAGCGCCCCCCUGUCGAUGCGCCCCCCAACCCCUUCAUGCACCGCCGACGCUCCAAAUCGCUCUCGAGCAUCAACUUCGGCUCGGGCUGUGACUGCGUCAAGAAGAACCAAGCGAUCAAACACACCACGUCUUUCAAGCGCCCCAACCGCAAGAUCCUCCGCGACCCCAUCCUCAAGUUCAUCAAAUGCUCGCAUAGUGAUAAAUUAUCGAAUGUCAAGAUCUCGAAGAAGCGGAAAGAGAGACUGUUCGGGCAGUGCUCGAGGCACAAAGAGCGCGAUUUCAAGUCGAUUGUGGACGCGUACGAGAAACUGACUCUGGAUAGUGACAAUAGUGACUGUUACACAGCGGCCAGUUUUCAGAAAGCGCGCGAAAGGUCCAAUAGUCUGUCCUCGAGGCCGGAGGCCUGCACUCUGGGGGCCAGCUGCUCGCACCAGGCGAGGAUGAACGUGACGCCCCCGUGUGAUGUGACAAUCGACGAACUUGCCAGUUAUUUCGAGACUUUUGUCCAUAUACCCAAGAAGAUGAGCUCCAUGGCCGAGAUGAUGUACAUCUGAACAAAUUUUUGUAUAUCGAGGUGUUUUCGUGUAAGGAUGUAAGUAGAGACAGGAUUGUGGACAUCUAGGUCAUUUAACAACGAUUAUUAAGACUGA